AUGGCUUCGAAGACCCAAACCGAGGUCGAAACGAAGAAGGCGACGGCCCUUCUUCUGCAGAACGUAGAGAGGACCAACACGGCGCCGUUAUGGCUUCAGAUGGCUCGUUACAACCCACCACUGCCCAAUCCGACAUGUGUCCCUCACGUGUGGAGAUAUGCGGAUAUCCGUCCUAACCUCCUGCAAGCGGGCGAGCUCGUGCCCGAGGAACAGGCCGAACGCCGUGUGCUCAUGUUCGUCAAUCCUGCUCGCGAGGCGCCUUAUACCACAGACACGCUGUACACCGGCCUACAGCUUGUCAUGCCCAACGAGACUGCCAAGGCCCACCGCCAUACCGCUUUCGCAUUGCGCUUCAUCAUCGAGGGCGAAGGGGGCUUUACUGCAGUCCAUGGCAAACGCAUCAAGAUGAAGCGGGGUGAUGUGAUUCUCACCCCGUCAUGGAAUUGGCAUGACCAUGGCAAAGAUGGCUCUGGUCCGAUGAUCUGGCUUGACGGUCUUGACCUUCCAAACUUUACAUAUUUCCCAGUGCACUUCGUGGAGCAUUUCGCAUCUCCGCGAUACCCAGCGACGGAUGUUGAUGCAUCUACGUCUCCUCUCGUGUUCCCAUGGGCCAAGAUGCAGGCUGCUCUCGACAAAGAGCCCGAAGAUUCCGUGACCCUACUGUACCUUCAUGGAGAUGGAAGAGAGGUAAGCAAAACUAUAGGGGCAUCGGCCACCCGGAUUACCGAGGGAAAGUCAACGAAGAAGGUGCAAGAGACCGCCUCAUCGGUGUAUCAUGUAGUGCAAGGAUCUGGCCAAAGCGUGAUCAAUGGGGAAACGUACUCUUGGCAGCAAGGAGAUACAUUCUGCAUCCCUUCGUGGCAUGCGUAUCAGCAUUUUGCCGGCGCUGGGCCGGGCCCGACAUACCUGUACAGGUUUGAUGACAAGCCAAUGCUCAGAUCCCUAGGAUUUUACAGAACCUCCGAUAUGGAUACAGACACACUUGUAUCUGAAUAA
Molecule: messenger RNA, 996 nt
Organism: Neoarthrinium moseri
Lineage: Eukaryota; Fungi; Ascomycota; Sordariomycetes; Amphisphaeriales; Apiosporaceae
Exons: 3
Coding region: 1-996 (331 amino acids)
Molecular function (GO): dioxygenase activity
Source: RefSeq, a predicted model, not a curated record